Messenger RNA from Fukomys damarensis (Damara mole-rat), 7752 nucleotides. It is a transcript of the gene Slco4a1, whose product is annotated as solute carrier organic anion transporter family member 4A1. The record is from RefSeq and is a predicted model, not a curated record. Lineage: Eukaryota; Metazoa; Chordata; Mammalia; Rodentia; Bathyergidae. Gene Ontology annotation, cellular component: membrane. Gene Ontology annotation, biological process: sodium-independent organic anion transport; transmembrane transport. Gene Ontology annotation, molecular function: protein binding. Bases 5097 to 7256 code for a protein of 719 amino acids. The transcript has 13 exons.
CACAGGGCGCGUUUCCGUCUAGAGACUUUAGAAUCGCAGUAGUUUUCCACCGUAGUGGAAACCAGCUCUCCUUCUUCGCUCCCGGGACGCGGGGCUUUGGAAUUUAGCUUACUUCUACCUGAUCAGAAUCUGGCUCCUGGAGCCAGCUGCUCAGAGGUUUCCUCUUCCUCUGGGCAGCCAGGAACACAUAGGCUUAGGGGGAGAGAGCACCUGCGUUUUAUUUGGCCUCCAUUGUGGCCCUUAACAUUCAUAGCAAAGACAUCAGGAGCUUUGCCUGAGCUUUGCCUGAGCGUGGGGAGUGUUCCAUUGCAUACUCUUUGGGGCUAACCCUUCCAGGACCCCCCGGGGGGCAGCUUUUCACACUCCCACUGCUCAGAGGCCCAGGAGAAGCACCAGGAGGUCAGUCAGGUGGUUGCCCAAGAUAGCACAGCUAGUCCUGCUUCCCGCAGACCACAUCUAGGCUCCGAACCCUUAUGCCACUCUAUUCCCAAGAAGGGAGGGGAAACCCAGGCCUGAGGCCCUCAGCUGUGUCUGGGGCAGCCCACAGUUGAGGGGACAGGACAGUCAGUGACCAUAUGAGGAAGGGCAGCUCCUCGGGAAGUGGCUGCACAGCCCGUUUCUCCUGUGCUGCAGGCAGGGACAAGGGCAGGGACCUCUUAGUUGGAGCCUGGAGGCACCCAGGAGCCAGCUCAUCCUGACUGCCCUGUGGCAGGAUAUGUCCUGCUUCCCCACAAGGCCAGGCCAGCAGGCACUGCCUGGAAAAUUCUUUAUGGGCUGCUGCCUUCCAGGUGGCUCGCUGGGAGUGGCUCCUGAAGCAGGUGCUGGGCAAGUCCCAACCAGAUCCCUCUCUGCCACUGGCAUGCAGGGCAGGCCGGGCUGGUGCGGUGUAAACAGGGAGGGAAGGGAGUGAGCACACAGCAACUGACUGAGCUCUCCCUGGCCCUUGGCUUACAGACGGCCUGGGCUGCCUUUGGGCUCCAGGUCUGUCUUACUAGGCAGUGAAAUGUAACUUACGGAGCACAGUGUUGCACUUGUAGUGUCCCCAUUGGUACUGCUGAGUCUUUCUGAUCUCCCCGGUUGUGGACUCCUAAGCCUGAACAAAGUGAAUCCCUGAGCUCUCCCCAGUGGUUUAGGUGGAUCACUGGUAGAUGAGCCCCAGAAGGGCCCACAAAGAGCCUGAUGCUGGUGGACAGAAGGGGCAGCAGGGAAGCUGCACCCAGCACACCUGCUCCCUCUGGCUGUAUCCAAUGGGAUAUGGAGGGAGGCCACACAGGUACUCUGUCCCAAGCCACAUGGCCUCCUCAUUCUCCAGCGCGGUACAGCCGUGUUGGCUUGGGAGGGAGGCUGUGAUAGUCCUUAGAACCUGGACGCAGCUGGCUUCCGGGACUCUGGCUGCAGAUCUGGCCUUGGUGGAGCCUUGGUGAGCACAAGAGCCAGCAGUGGGCAGAACCCUGCACCUGGACAAUUGAGAGUAACCUGACAGGCCAUGGGGGUUGUGCCCUCAAAGAGGAAGGGAGGUUGCCAGGGUUCUGUGUGACUCGAUGGAGCCUGGAGGCCCUGCCUGUGGAGAGGGGGAGAAGAUGGACCUGCUGCCUGCCUCCCGGACCCUGGGCUGUGUGCUCUCAUAAGUCACUGCCGAGGCAGGGGCCAGGCAGGGCAGAGUGGUCUGAUGACUUCCCCUCUGCUGUCCUUGCUUGGCCUGCAGCCUGCUGUCCUCAGAUGCUGGGACCUCUGGCCUCCCAACACCCCUUGCUUCCCCUGGGUAGCCGCAGUGUAGCGGCUCCUUCCUGCCACCGUUACACGAAAUUAGAAUCUUGGGCCACGUUUCUGGGGGGAGGGUGGAUGCUUUUUCUAAAGCUUUCUUACACUGAGCUGGAGCUCUGUCUAUAUUCUGAGGCAGGGUUUCACUGAGUCACCGAGUUGUCCCACCUCCUGCCUCAGUUUCCCCGAAUGAUGGGGUCAUUGGUGUGUGCUGCUGCUAUGCCUUUCAAACCUAUUCCUUUUAUGAGAGGUACUAGGAGUGACCCAGGAACUGAGCAUCAAGUGUCGGACAGGCUUGCUGUCCCUGCAGGGCUUGACUUGUCAGAGCCAGAGACCCCGGUUCCAGGGGUCCCCUCUUCCCCAUGCCAGCUGGGCACCACUCUCCUGUGCCUUUUGGAAUACCAAGGCAAAGAAGACUGUGGGUGCUGUCACAGCGCCUGCCCAUCUGCAAGAAAACCUAGGUUACACGUUCACUCUCCAAAAACCAGGACUGCGAGAGGAGUUGGGGUCUCCUUUGUCCCAGCCAUCAAACAGGCUGAGAGGCUGCUGUGGGGACUGCUGAGGAGCUCCAAGGUGCAGAGCUGAGGGCUUGGAUAUCAGGGCUUAUUCUGUGGGUCUGUGUUUUUCAUGUGCCCCAGUGGGGCCCAGGCCUGUUGUGUAGAGGGCUGGAUCCUUCACUUCACGGCAUCGUGCCAUGUUGCAGUGGGGAAACUGAGCCUCAGAGAGGCCUGUGACCUACCUGAGGUUGGAAGCCCUUGCCUGGGUUGAGACAGCCUCUUCCUGUUCUCUCUGCUGCUUGAAUCUGCCUUGAAUGGCAGGGAGGGCUUCCUUCUCCACAGAUAGAACUCGAGCUGAUAGAACUCAAGCUGAAGCGAAGGAAAUGCUAAGCCUUGCUGUGCCCUCACUGCCUCCUGUACCCCCGGCUCCCUGGGGCUCUGCGCUCGGCUUGAGUGACAGGUGCUCCAGGGGGCAGGUCCUUCUGGAGCCAGCCCUGGCCCCUGUGCCCAGGGUCUCUUUAGACCUCUCCAUGUAGAUCUCCAUGCAGAGAGGCUGGCUUCCUGAGUCCUCACAUGUGUGUGGUCACCAGUGUGCAAACCGGGCUGUGCAGGGUACUGUGGUGGCCACCUCAGUCCUGUCCCGGUGUCUGCUCUCUCUGUAAGCGCCUGAGCCUCAUCUUGAAGGUGUGAGGGUGCCCCUGCACUCACCCAUCGCUGAAUUCAGGAGAGGACCAGUGUGCCUGCGUCUGGUGGCCUCGAAGCAGAGAUGUUAGAACAUGGCGAGGCCUCCUCCGCCUCCUGCCUGGAGCCUAAAGAGAGGAAAAGUGAGAGCUGUGAUUCUUCCUGGCUGCAGAGGUCCAAGUGGGAUCCAGGAACUGGGCCCCGGACUGUCCUGGAGCAUGGAAGGGGCAGUCAGCUCUGGGCCUCCGUGGGGGCACUGGGCAGGGACUUGGGCUGCGGAGAGCAGGGCAGCACCACAUGCGCCAAAGGUUACAUGUUGCUCUUGGGAAGCCUGUGUGCUCUGUGGACAGGGAGCUGAGUGAUGGGCGAGGAAAGACUAAGCAGAGAAGAGGAACACGCGGGUGUGCGAGUCAGGGCCCCAGCCUUCAAGGAAGACGGGGCAGGCUCCUGACUUCUACUGGGUAAUUGUUGGGCUCCUCCCCGAAAGCCACUGGCCAGGUGCUCUGGGCAGACACAGCCAAGCCAGUGCCUGCUGCCCUCUGAUGCGGUGUGGGUCACCCAUGGCUUUGUACAGCGUCAGGACCAGACACACACACUCACACACACACACGCGCGCGCGCGUGCACACAUAUGCACCUCCUCAGGUCCCCAAGGAGUGCAAGCAGGAGAGCUGCAGGCCCAGGAGGGACCCGGUGAGGCCUGCCCACCCCGAGAGGUCCACUGCUGUGCCCCAUCCGCAGCUCUGGGUGUCGAAUCCAGAAAGCCCCUGCACACACUGUGCAUGGCCUUGCGUAGUGCCUGGGCACCAGUACCUAGGAGAGCUGACACCGGAAGCCCGUCUUCAAGCUGGCCCUCGCUCUGACCACACGUGGCGUCUGACCACAGGGUGUGCCUCGGAGGUGGGCCGUGAGUCUUGGGGUUCGAUAGAGCUGGGCAUCCAGGUGAGGGUCCCUGUGGCCUGCCCACGAGGAGGCGGAGGAUGAGAAGGUUCCAGGCUGCGUCAUUGGUGUGGUUGCUGCACCUGAGGCCUUCAUUUCCAAAAUCCAGCUGGUUUCGAGGCAAACCAUUGCUGGGAAACUCUGCAUGUCCAGCGAGGCCCCACAGGUUCCUGCCAAGGGUGUGCAUGGAGCAGGCCUUCUUCCCUCCUGCCUGCUUGUGGAAUGGUCAGGCAGAUGCUGGCGCCGGGGUCACAGCCAUAGAGACCUGAGUGCAGACUUGGACAGGGAGAACAGGGCCACGCUCUGGCCGAGUGCUGCCCGCCCAGUGGGGAGACCAGUGCCAGCAGGCCCUGAUGGGGCUGGAGUUGUGUCUGUGCACUGGCACAUGUACCACUUGAGCCUGGGAGACGCACUGGGAAGGGGAGGGCCGGGACGGUCACCUGAGUGCUGCCUCAGUGAGGCAAGGACACCAAAGGCGGUGCUGGCGUUGGCUCCAGGUCUGUGUGCCAGUUGGGUCUCAUCACCAUCAGAACCACUCCUGAUGGGGCCGUGGAGCCCUAGGGGCCGCCACAUCUGGGCAGUAAAGAAUUCUUAUCACAGGUUUGUUGUUGCCCCCCUCCAGGGGCUGGUGGUGAAUAUUGCAUCUUCGUGGCUAAUAUUUAAAUGGGCUUUAAGAUCACUACUUUAAAUGUAGAUGAAAAGUCUGAUUUCAGGCUGAGCUUUUCAUAUCUGUCAGAGCUCUUGGUUCAGGUGAAGCAGCAGCAUGGGCCUUCAUUGCUGGACUCCAGCCCUGGUGUUCUCAAGUGGCGGCUGGAUUUUCAAGUAGGAAGCCAUCCUGUCCCCUUGUGGUUGGUGCUUGUCGUGGAGGCUUAGCAGCCCAGCCCUCCUCGAGGACCUGAGCCCCAUCUCCAUUGUGUUCUGGUCUGGGAGUCAAUGCGGGACCUGUGCAUAAGUGCCAUGUGGCUGGUGACCAUUCUGUACGUGUUCAAAGACAGCAAAAGUCUCCCACACGCGUGCUCGCACCUGUGCUUGCAGGGUCUGAAGCCAGAUUGUGAGGAUCGGGCCGUAAUUGCCGUUGGCAAGCUGUGUGGUCUUGGACAAAUCUGCAGCCACCUCCUUCCUCUACCUGGAGAACAAACAGGGCAGGUGGAAUUCCUCUUGGCCGCCUCUGCCGGUCCUGCUCUCACCCUGCUACCGCAGGCUUCCCCUGGUCCCAGAGAUGCCCCAGCACGCGCUGCGGGACAAGCGCUUCCCCCUGAUGCCCCAGCUCUUCAGCAGUGCGUCCGUGGCUGUGGAGAAUGGGUUUGACCGCAGCCCCCUGGGCAGCAGGGACUCCCCAGGCUCUGAGCGCUCUGCUGCCCACUGCCCCCUGGACUCCUGCAGCCGGCCCCUGUGCCAGCCCCGGGCAGAGAGGCACAAGAGCCAGGAAGCCCUGGAGGCGCAGUACGUGUCAGUGGGGCCAAGGGACACAGCGUGUGGCUGGCGGGGCUUCGCACCUGAGUGCCUGCAGGUCUUCAACACCCCCAAGGGCUUCCUGUUCUUCCUGUGUGCAGCCUCCUUCCUGCAGGGCAUGACGGUGAACGGCUUCAUCAACACGGUCAUCACCUCCAUUGAGCGUCGCUAUGACCUGCACAGCUACCAGAGCGGCCUCAUCGCCAGCUCCUACGAUAUCGCCGCCUGUCUCUGCCUUACCUUUGUCAGCUACUUUGGGGGCAGUGGACAUAAGCCGCGCUGUCUGGGCUGGGGCGUGCUCCUGCUGGGUGCCGGCUCGCUGGUGUUCGCGCUGCCUCACUUCAUCUCGGGCCGCUAUGAGGCGGAGGUGGACGCGGGGGCGCAGAUGGGGACGUGCCCGGCCAACCAGACUGCAGUGUGUGCUGACAGCCGCUCGGGCCUGUCCCACUUCCGGCUGGUCUUCAUGCUGGGUCAGUUCCUACACGGCGUGGGCGCCACGCCCCUCUACACCCUGGGCGUCACCUACCUGGACGAGAAUGUCAAGUCCAGCUACUCGCCCGUCUACAUUGCUGUCUUUUACACUGCGGCCAUCCUGGGCCCCGCUGCUGGUUAUCUGAUUGGAGGUGCCAUGCUGAAUGUUUACACGGAAGUCGGCCGGCGGACGCACUUGACCCCCGAGAGCCCACUAUGGGUCGGUGCCUGGUGGAUCGGCUUCCUGGGUGCAGCGGCAACAGCCCUGCUUAUUGCUGUCCCUGUCCUUGGCUACCCCCGACAGCUGCCAGGCUCCCAGAGCUACGUUGUCAUGAGAACGGCAGAGACACGGCAGCUGAAAGACCACAGCCACAAGACAGCUAGCAGCCUGGCCUUCGGGAAGACUGUCAGAGACCUGCCCCUCUCCAUCUGGCUGCUGCUGAAGAACCCCACAUUCAUCCUGCUCUGUCUGGCGGGGGCCACUGAGGCCACUCUCGUUGCCAGCAUGUCCACGUUUGGCCCCAAGUUCUUAGAGGCCCAGUUCAGCCUCAGUGCCUCUGAAGCUGCCUCUUUGUUUGGGUACCUGGUGGUGCCAGCGGGCGGUGGCGGCACACUCUUGGGCGGCUUCCUGGUGAACAGGUUUAGGCUCCGGGGCCCCGGGAUCAUCAGGUUCUGCCUGCUCUGCACCCUGACCAGCCUGCUCGCCUUCUUCGUCUUCCUCACACACUGCCCCAACGUGCCCAUGGCAGGUGUGACAGUUGGCUACGACAGCCUCCUGCCUGAGGGCCACCUGAACCUGACGGCCGCCUGCAACGCGCACUGCAGCUGCCGGCCCGAGACCUACAGCCCUGUGUGCGACACAAACGGCACCAUGUACUACUCGCCCUGCUACGCGGGGUGUCCGGGGCUCGCAGAGUCGGGCCCGGGUGGCCUCAAGGUGUACCGAGGCUGUAGCUGUGUCCCCACGAGUUUGGGCCAUGCCACUGCAGGGAAAUGCACUUCAACUUGUCAGAGAAAGCCCCUCCUCCUGGUUCUCGUGUUCGUUGUAAUUGUCUUUACAUUCCUCAGCAGCAUUCCUGCGCUGACGGCGACUCUACGGUGUGUCCCGGAUCGGCAGAGGUCCUUCGCCCUAGGGAUCCAGUGGAUCGUAGUUAGAACACUAGGAAGCAUCCCGGGACCCAUCGCCUUCGGCUGGGUGAUCGACAAGGCCUGCCUGCUGUGGCAAGACCAGCGUGGCCACCAGGGCUCCUGCUUCGUGUACCAGAAUGCGGCCAUGAGCCACUAUAUGCUCGUCGUGGGGCUUGUGUACAAGGUGCUGGGCUUCCUCUUCUUUGCUGCUGCCUACUUCCUGUACAAGUCUCCAUCCGGGCCCUUGGACUGCCUGGACGCCUCCCUGCCCAGCCAAUCAUCAGCCUCUGAGAGUCCCACAGACCUCCAGCGGCAGAAUGACGUCUGACCCGCCUGCUCUUGGGCCCUCCUCGCCGAGGCCACAGCGCCGGGACUCAGGGCGUCUGCACUGGACUCGGGGCCUGAGAGGCCACCCAGGGCUGCACUGAGCCACCAGUCGGGGCAGAGCCUCAGAGAACUGGGGAGGAGUGGUGUGGCAUAUUGGAAAGGAGCACCGCUGAGGACCUGGCUGUCUUGCCAGCCACCUGCCUGCUCUGGCUUCCCAUGCCGCUUUGAUGUGGUAGAAAGCCCUGCGUGGGGUGGCAGUGCCCUGGAGGCGCGAUCCUGUGGACCUUCCAUGUGACAUCUUGUUUGAAUCUACUGUCACUUCUUGUCCUUGGAAACAGGUGGCCUCUGCAUUGGGUAGGACCGAUUUGGAUAAAUAAACAUUUGUGGACCUCUGUUUUAUACAUAGAAUUUGACUUCACUGUGCUUGUAGAACUUGUGUUAAGCCAGGCAUGGUGCACACCUGUAAUCCCAGCAUUCUGGGGAGGUUGGGGCAUGAG